AUGCUCCAGUCCAAUCCUCACCUGCGCAACUUUGCCUGGCAUGCGCCCUUUUUUCAGCAGUGGCACGCCAUCAUCCACGUGCUGGACACCUUGAGGGCCGAGCCUGACAUCGAGCAGGCUGCCAGGGCUUGGAAUCUUGUCGAGAAGACGUACACAAACAACCCGGAGAUGCUGUCGGGGCAGAGCAACAGACCCAUCCACGUCGCCGUUGGCAACCUCUGCCUGAAAGCGUUUGCUCAGCACGAAGCUGUUGCGGCAGUUGGCUCCACGGCGCCGACCUAUGUCGUGCAGCUGAGAAAGUCGAGGGAAACGGCGGCAAGGCUGGCUAAAGCACGGGAAUCAAAGGCACAACAGACGGUGCAGACAGACAAGAGUAGUAGCAUGGUCGACGACCGAACGACGGCAGCAGGAGGCAAUGCGCCGACUGGUGACGUCGAGAUAGGCAACCUUGACCCCUUGGUCGCCAUGGACAUCGAUUCGACAGUCAGUGUGGACUGGAACCAGUGGGACACGUGGCUGGUCGGGGCCGGUGUCUGA
Molecule: messenger RNA, 537 nt
Organism: Sporothrix brasiliensis 5110
Lineage: Eukaryota; Fungi; Ascomycota; Sordariomycetes; Ophiostomatales; Ophiostomataceae
Exons: 1
Coding region: 1-537 (178 amino acids)
Source: RefSeq, a predicted model, not a curated record